Colossoma macropomum (tambaqui) is the source of this 374-nucleotide messenger RNA. Its product is annotated as H-2 class I histocompatibility antigen, Q9 alpha chain-like. Gene Ontology annotation, biological process: immune response. Lineage: Eukaryota; Metazoa; Chordata; Actinopteri; Characiformes; Serrasalmidae. The record is from RefSeq and is a predicted model, not a curated record. Gene Ontology annotation, cellular component: external side of plasma membrane.
CCCUCCACAUGUUCGUCGGUUAGUGUUUGUUAGUCUGCAGUGAGAGAUGGAGCAGAUCAUGAAGUCCCUCGUUUUCCUCGCGUUUACCCUUCAGCUGUCCUCGGCAGCCACUCACUCUCUGCAGUACUUCUACACAACAGUCACAAAAGGAAUAAACUUCCCAGAGUUCACUACUGUGGGUCUGGUGGAUGGAGGGCAGUUUAUGUACUAUGACAGUGACACCAGUAAUGCAGUCGCAAAGACAGAGUGGAUAAAGAAGGUUGUUGGUGAUGAUCCAGAUUACUGGAACAGACAGACACAGGGUCUGCAGGGAGAUCAGGAGAUCUUCAAAGCUAAUGUGGCUACAGCAAUGCAGCGCUUCAAUCAGACUGAAG